Mytilus trossulus (common blue mussel) is the source of this 1953-nucleotide messenger RNA. Its product is annotated as neuronal acetylcholine receptor subunit alpha-6-like. NCBI's taxonomy places the organism in Eukaryota, Metazoa, Mollusca, Bivalvia, Mytilida, Mytilidae. Gene Ontology annotation, cellular component: synapse; plasma membrane; neuron projection. Bases 15 to 1247 code for a protein of 410 amino acids. Gene Ontology annotation, biological process: chemical synaptic transmission; regulation of membrane potential; signal transduction. The transcript is spliced from 2 exons. The record is from RefSeq and is a predicted model, not a curated record. Gene Ontology annotation, molecular function: excitatory extracellular ligand-gated monoatomic ion channel activity; transmembrane signaling receptor activity; transmitter-gated monoatomic ion channel activity involved in regulation of postsynaptic membrane potential.
CAAAAGACCAUAAGAUGAAGACAGCGAUGCGAAUAUAUCUAACAUUUAUGCUCACAACGGUUAUACAUGUAUCCUGCUCCUCGAUGAACGAUGUGAGUAACUUGCAUACAACGUUAUUACAGAACUACAAUUCUGAAGUGAGACCAGGCGACAACCAGUUUUUACCUACCAAUGUCAAUGUUACUUUCAAUUUAGUCGCCAUUCAGGAAUUUGAUGAAGUAGAUGGCAAAUUCGCGGUGAUUGGAUUUUUCGAAGUCACAUGGGUUGAUUCAAGAAUGUCAUGGAAUCCUACAGAUUAUAAUAAUACGUACACCAUGCUUUUCUCACAAGAUGUAGUGUGGAAACCAACUUUGUUAAGUAUUAAUCCUUUCAGCAAAAUUGACCAACUUGGAAAGGAUUUUAUGACAGUAAGAUAUUACUAUAACGGUUUUGCAUAUUGGUCACCGGGUGAAAUUUUGAGUAGUUCUUGUAGUGUUGACGUCACAUUUUUCCCUUUCGAUCAACAAACUUGUUUAAUUACCCUGAUGUCAUGGGGAACAUGGCCGAAUGAAAUUCUAUUGCAAUCAACACUUACUAAUUUUAAAAUGGGAUUUUAUUCAGAACAUGGAACAUGGAAAAUUUCGUCAACUUCUGCAGUAGAUAGUACAACUACUGGUAUGUCUGUCAUUGAUCUAUCGGUAACAAUGGAAAGACGGCCUGCCUUUUUUGUAGUGAAUAUUGUGCUUCCUGUUAUGUUCCUAAUGGGGUUAAAUUGUUGUGUGUUCAUUUUACCACCAGAAUCGGGAGAAAGAGUAUCAUAUUCUAUUACUGUGUUAUUAGCAAUAGCUGUAUUCAUGACAUUGACUGGGGAUAAUCUACCGAAAACAUCCGAACCAAUGUCGUUGCUUAGUUACUUUUUAAUGUCAGACCUUGUUUUCAGUGCUGUAAUUUGUCUGAUUACAAUGUUGGGGUUAAGACUUCAUUAUAAAGAUGACAAACACCCAGUUCCGUCCUAUCUAAAGCGAUUAGUACGGUGCUGUAAAUGUUCAUCAAAUCAGAAACCAAGAAACGACGUUAGACCAUUCUGUACCGAUGAAAAGAUAGUGCAGUUUUCAGAUUUUAAUAGAAAAGACAAUAUGUCUGCCGACCCAGAUGUUUCUUGGAGAGAUGUUUCUAAGGCACUUGACACACUACUUCUAUGGAUUUCAAUUGUCGGACUUGUGAUCAGUAUAAUUUCAUUUUUUAUUAUUCUAAAAAAGUUGGUCUGAUUUUUUUCAUUUUAACAUGAAGUUUUUAAUAACUGAUGAUUAUUUUGUGUCUGCUUUAGUGACUUUAUUAUAUAGCAACUGACGUGUGUAAAGUAUUCAUCAUCCCUGGCUCAUCUUUAACAAUGGAUUCAUGUUUAGAAAUGCGGCAGCUUUUUAUUGUUACAACCUCCUAAUACUAAUUUUAUUGUUACAACCUCCUAAUACUAAUUUUAGUUGUUACAACCUCCUAAUACUAAUUCUAGUUGUUACAACCUCCUAAUACUAAUUUUAGUUGAUACAACCUCCUAAUACUAACACUUUAAGCUGUAAUACUGUAUAAAAGAGUUUUUAUAAUGGCACUAAAGUGAAAGUAAUUGAUGGACCAAUGAGUUUUGAUUUUAUAAGUUAAAAAAUCAAUUUUCAGAAAAAGACAAGUCUUUGGCAUUAGAAUGAACUUCGGUUCUAUACAUAGUAGUAUCAUCGGGAAUUUUCUGCUUUUGUGAAAAAGACUUAUAUAACUUAUCCAACAAUUUGAACGUCGAAAAUAUGAAAAAAAAUCCUAUCUGUUUAGGUCAAUACAAUACUUUUGUAUCGACUAUCACCUAUCAUAUUAUUCCCUCUGAUUUGAAAAAAGAUAAUUAAAUACCUUAUCUGAUAAUAAUCAAAUAUCUAUAUCUACUGUAACAUCAAUAUGCAUUCACCAAUAUUUAUAUUUUAUAUCUUUAAA